Dermochelys coriacea (leatherback sea turtle) is the source of this 1041-nucleotide messenger RNA. Its product is annotated as translation initiation factor IF-2-like. Bases 10 to 927 code for a protein of 305 amino acids. The transcript has 4 exons. NCBI's taxonomy places the organism in Eukaryota, Metazoa, Chordata, Testudines, Dermochelyidae. The record is from RefSeq and is a predicted model, not a curated record.
GGCACCCCCAUGCACCCCUCCACCGCUCAGAUCCCUGACACCCCCGGACGCGCAUCCUGCUCCCCGCCCCCCCGGGGAUCCCCGCUCGCCGCAGGCGCCUGCACAAGCCCGAACUUGUCCGCGCGGGGGCGGGCCGGCGCUGACGUCACGGCCCGGGGGGCGGUGCCAGCCUCGAGCCCCGGGAGCGGCUGGAGUCCGCGCGCUACUUGCUGUGGCUUCGCUGGUCCCGGUGCAGCUGAGCUCCCCGCGCUCGUCGCGCACAGUCGGAGCCUCCGCGGGACCCAGCGACCCCCGAGCCGCCCCGGGAGGGUUCAUGCAGCUGCAAGCUCACCGAGCGCCAUGGCCAGACCACUGCAGGAGGGGAGCCGCUCUGAGCCGACAGCCGCCCUGCCAGGGGACCCAGCCUUCCUGCUGGGGGGGCCGGUGGCCAUGCCGCCCGCCGUCUGCCCGGGCAGCCUUGCCCUGCCACCCCGGCUGAACUGCGGCUUCUGCCCUGACGGCCCCACUCCCUGCUCGCUCUACCGCUGUGUCCGGGGGCCGGAGCCCCCCAGGAGCCGCAGCGCCAGCAGCGGUGCCAGGCGCUGGGACGCUCCUGAAACUGGCAGGACCAGGGGCAGCAGGGCACAUGGAGAGCUCCGGCCCAUGCAGGAUGAGGGGCCCAACAGAGAGCAGCCCCCCACAGAGCCAGCCCCAGAGGGCGCAGUGUCCAACGGCCGCCUCCCCAGGGAGCCUCUGGACCCGGAGCACGCGCUGGGGGCCCAGCUGCGGCGCAUGGGUGACGCCUUCCACCAGGCCCAUGAGAGGCAGUGGCAGGAGCGGCAGCGACAAGGUGCCCUCUGGGCCCGUUUCUACCACUUCAUCUCUCAGCUGUUGGGCGCCUUCUACAACAUGCCCGUGGACGUGAUGGCUGAGUUGCAGCCCAACUAGCCCGUCCGAGGGCCGGAGCUGGGGCCGCGGGGGGAGACCAGCCCCCAGCGCAGACUGCGGAGCCUCUUGGCAAAAUGUAGCAACUUCCAGAGCUUAUAACUGGUUCUCGUAGCC